Doryrhamphus excisus (bluestripe pipefish) is the source of this 3576-nucleotide messenger RNA. RefSeq names its product discoidin, CUB and LCCL domain-containing protein 1. The record is from RefSeq and is a predicted model, not a curated record. NCBI's taxonomy places the organism in Eukaryota, Metazoa, Chordata, Actinopteri, Syngnathiformes, Syngnathidae. Gene Ontology annotation, cellular component: plasma membrane. Gene Ontology annotation, molecular function: signaling receptor activity.
UACAACUUUUCCUCAGGAAAGCGAGGAGACAACACACAGCCGUGGCGGCUUGCACUUUACAUUCCUCUUCUCAGCUUUGGAAACAAUGUUAACAAAGUGUGAAAACAUCCGAGAUGCUGUGAAAUCACUUUUUGUUGGAUACUGGGUUAUACUAAACGUAUGUGUCCACGGCCAAGAGGGUAAUGGCUGCGGACAUACACUGCUGGGAACAGAAUCAGGCACCCUGGCCUCUCAGAACUACCCAGGCACUUACCCUAGCAACACUUGGUGCAAGUGGAAGCUCCGUGUGCCAGAAGGGCGUAAACUGCGACUCCUCUUUGGGGAUUUUGACAUUGAGAGUAGUAGAGGCUGCAGCAAUGGUUCUCUCAUCGUCACAGAUAAAAGCGGAACACUCCACCUGGGUCCCGUGUGUGGGUGGCUUAAUGUGUCACAAAAGAAUAUGACACUUCCAAGCAAUGAAGUGACAAUAACCUUCAAGACGAGGUCACAUCGGUCCGGAAGAGGGUUCCUACUCUCCUAUGCCACAGACCAGCAUCCAGAUAUCAUCUCUUGUUUACAACGAGGGUCUCAUUUUCGUUCGCCACAGUUGAGUGUUUACUGUCCAGCCGGAUGUAAGAACGUGGCGGGUGACAUUUGGGGAGGUCCUGAUCAUGGCUAUAGAGAUACGUCCGUCCUGUGUAAAUCUGCUGUGCACGCCGGAGCUACAUCUGAUAGUCUUGGAGGUCAUGUGACUGUGACCCGUGAGAGGAGCCUCACGCUCUACGAGUCCACCUUUUCUAAUGGGAUCCUCUCGAAAAUGGGCUCGCUAUCAGAGAAGAAGCUGAUGUUCACACAAGAAUGUAAAAACAUCCUGGCGGUGUACGCUUUAAACGCCUCAUCUUUUGGGGAGAAAGACAGCCAAGAGCACAAAAUGUCCUGGUCUGUUAGGAACAUGGAUUCCGGACAAGAGGUGCUAUACUGGAGUGCUGGAGUGGGUGACGCGCACCCCUGGGUGGAGCUGGGGCUCACUGAUAAAAGCACUAUCACAGGAGUAAUCACAACUGGCUCCGGUGAGAACCGCAUCGAAUCCUACAUCCUCCAUUACAGCAAAGACAAACAGAACUGGAAGGUUUAUAAAGAUGUUGUCAGCAAAGAUGAAAUGGUGUUUCAGGCCUAUGCAGACGGCCACCUCAGGGUACUCAACAGCCUAUUUCCUACCACCACGGCUCGCUUUAUUCGGCUGAAGCCACACAGCUGGCACGGCCGCGCUUCGGCUCAGAUCCAGAUCCUGGGUUGCCCUGUCAAGGUUACGUCAAGGUCUCGCUCACCUGAAAAAUCACCGUUUGACAAAAACAAGGUGGUGACUCCAAACACGGCUCCAACUCCAUCACAAGGACCAGUUUUGGUGGAGACAAGACAGAGAUCCAGUCAAGCAGUCAUCAUCGCAGUGGGGGUGGUCCUGGGACUGAUCAUGUGCUUCAGUUGUUUAUUGGCUGGAGUCUGGUGGAAAAGAAGGAAAAUGUCCUCUCAAAUGAAGCACUGUGUGCAAGCAAGUUGCCAGAGUUUUCAGGUUAAGAGUCUCCCCUGCUCCCCAUCAGAGCUCAUCUCGUACCCACUGGAGAGAAAUAUCCAUGACGACCUACCAAUCCCUCCCGUCAAUGACUACGCCCAACCAGUAAAGGUGGGCUCUACGUUUCGCCCCCCGUCAGACGAGGGCUACACCGUCCCCUUCGCAUUCAACCAUUACGACUCUCCCGUCAACCUCCCAGAGUACGCAGAACCCCUUCCACCGGAGCCGGAAUACGCCACCCCAUUCAGCGAACAGGAGUGUACGGGGGUCGCACGCGGACCCCCCAUGUUGGCGUCUACCACCAGCAAGGGGAUGUACGACUGCCCCUCCCACAGGAUUCUUGACAACGGCUACUGCACCCCUGCCUUUCAUGUGGAUGCGCCACGACCCGCUAGCGUCGGCAUAUACGCCGAGCCCAAGUCAUGUGACUCGUUACUGCCAAGGCAUACUUAUCAGGAGCCUUUGUGAUGGAAGGCACAGCUCAUGUGAACUAACAUGGCGGGCCGAACGUUCCGUGAAUGAAGUACUCCAAAGUCACAACCAUCAUGUGGACUGCUGAAAGAAAGAAAUGAACAUUUUUUAAGACAAUAUGGCUUCUUUUUUUUUAUUUUUUUUAUUGGUUCAAUGUUUCACAAGUUGCACUUUCACAUGAAUGGAAAACAGCAAAUAACAUGUUGUCAUAACAACAUAUACUGGAUAUUAUUUACAAUUGAAAAGGUUGUCUCACUGUGACACUGUCCCUCCACAUUAACAGUGUCGUGGUGCUGCAAUGACUAAAAUCUACCACCAGGUGGCUCUAAUGAGUUGUAAGCUUUUGCAAACGGAAAGAAACGUUGCUGGACACCAACAAACAGCAAGAGUAAUUAUAAUAGUAUAUAUUAUAUUCAUGAUAUAAAAUGUUAUCACACGUAAAAGGCACAAUGGUUAUGUUGUUGCUAUGAUUAGGACACAGGAGACCUCAGGCCUGUGUAAAAUUCAGAAUUUAAUCCAAUUGAAUGGAUGAAUUUUAAUUUGAAGUGAAUUGAAUUACAGGAAGUGGUAUAUAUAAAAUGAAAUAUUGCUGUAUGCUGUAUUUUUUUUUUAAAUCAUACAUGUCAUACCAGUGUACAAAUGUGUUAACCACUUAAUAUUAAAACAUAAAAACAAUAGCCAAUUUUAAUGUUUAAGUCAUUUUUAGCAUUUUUAACAAAGGCACCACAUCAUUUUCUGACAUUAAUCGCCAUGUAAGCGGAAAAAUAAGUGAAGACCUUGAAUACAACUGACGUCGUUAGUUUACAUACAGUAUUUCAUUGUCAUACAAGUGUAAAAAGAAGUUAACCACUAUUAAGAAUACCAUGUAUUUGGAUACCUUUCUUCUGAAAUUUUUAUAAAAGGCAGAACUUGCAGUUGUACCUUGCACCAAGGGAUUAUGGGAGAUGAAGUUCUGUUCUUGCCUCCUAUCCAAAACCUUGAAUGUUUUAUUUGAGUAGGUUUUAAAUGUUCAUUUGUUAUUUUCCCCCUCAAAAAAACAACUAAAAUUUAGUAUAAUAAAUUAUUGUGCCUAGUUCAUAUAUCAUGUUUUAAAUAUACUGUAAUUUUUUUCUUGAAAUUUCAAUUAAAAUUACAAGAAUUCUGCUUCCUGUUUUUAACCGCAAUCCAAAUUGGAAUUUAGAGUUCAUUCUCAAUUCAGUUCUGAAUUUUGUACAGCACUGGCUCCACCCAAACAAAUAGAAAAACUGAUUUCCAUAUAUUCAUAUCACAUAUAAACAUAAAUAAGUGGAGGUCCUUCCCCCCAUAAGUUAAUUUUACUAAACAUAAUUCAAAAAAAUUACAGUAACACACAUAAUAGUAUUAAUAAUAGUAUUAAAAGUUGUCCAUGUUCCUAAUUAGAGCUGCUUUACUAAGCAUUGAGAGCAUCUUUUAUUUACAUUUUUCUGUGCAAUGUUUAUGUCUGGCCAUCAAUAAAAGGGAUCCAAAAUGUCCACAUUUAAGGCACAAUAAAGUUUCUUUUUGUAAUGUGAUUGUUCCUAAACCCGAUCAAUACCUCC